AUGUUCCGCCCGGCAUUUGUUCCAACCACUGCACCAUCAGUCAGAAACUCUGGCACAUCACUGAGUCGGUCAUCCUUUCUGUCUCUACGCAAUCCUGCUAAAUUCUGCAAUCAGGCGAUACGCUCAUCUCGUCUUCAUGUUCACACUGCCCCCUUGAAAAGCUCCACAGUCGUGUCUGCAGUCGCUGCCCAGCCUCUCACUGGCAAACGGGUGCUCGUUAUCGGCGGAACUCGCUUCUCUGGUUUGUACCUAGUCCACGAGCUCGCCAACCGUGGCGCCAACGUCGUUGUCCUCAACAGAGGGUCGAAGCCUGUCGGAGACCCAUCAUUGAAAGUUCCUGGAGAGACCGACGAGCACUUCAAAGAACGAAACGACCGCACUACUCAGAUCGUUGCGGACCGCACCGAUGCUGAAGCUCUCACUUCAGCCCUCGCAAGCGAAAAGUUUGAUGUCAUCUUCGACAACAACGGUCGCGAGCUCUCCGAUUCCAAGCCCCUCGCCGACCUCGCAAAGAAGAUGGACGCCCAUUUCGUCUACAUGUCUUCUGCAGGUGUUUAUUUGAAAGCCCCUGUGAUGCCUCACAUCGAGGGCGACGAGGUGGACCCAAAUUGCCGUCACAAGGGAAAACUCAACACCGAAGACUAUCUUCGUGAAACAGAUGUUACAUACACUGCCAUUAGACCAACUUAUAUCUACGGAGCAGGAAAUUACAACCCUUUGGAUCAGUGGUUCUUCGAACGUCUUGACAAGGGAAUGCCGAUUUGCGUCCCUGGUCACGGCGCCCACCUUACCGGGCUCGGCCAUGUGCGCGAUCUGGCCGCAGCGAUGGCCGCAUGCGCAUGCAACCCAGUCUCCUUCGGUCAAGUUUACAACGUUCAAGACCGUAGAGCAGUGACCUUUGAUGGUGUGGCCAGGUUGUGCGCAAAGGCUAUGGGCAAGCCAGAACCAGAGAUCAUCCACUACAAUCCAAAGGAUAUGGACUUCGGGAAAAAGAAGGCUUUCCCAUUCCGCCCACAACACUUUUUCUGUUCUCCCAACAAAGCGUUGCGAGAGCUGGACUGGGAGGUGGAAUAUGAUUUAAUGGCAGGGUUGAAGGAUGCGUAUGAGAACGACUUCCUUUUGAAAAAGGAGAGGGGCGGCCUAAAGAACGAUUUCACAACUGAUGAUAUUAUUCUCAGCACUGUGAAGGGCGCCUCAGUGGUCUGAAUACUACCUGCAGUCGAUAAUAGCGCGAGUUAAUAUUUCGCCACUCCAGGACCGCAAUUUCUUUUGGGACCGAAGAGUUCAAGUUCAUCAAGUGCGGCAUUUUAUGUAUAUUGGUCGCGUUAUGGGUAAUUGCCUUCUCUGCUAGUUAGAGUGAAUGCAAACAUUCCAUGUUAAUAGAAAUCUCUUUUUUCCUUUACAGUCCGAGCAAUAUACUAGUUCAGUCCA
This is a messenger RNA of Chondrus crispus (carragheen), 1431 nucleotides long. RefSeq names its product similar to mRNA binding protein CSP41 precursor. Gene Ontology annotation, molecular function: RNA binding. Bases 1 to 1206 code for a protein of 401 amino acids. Gene Ontology annotation, biological process: rRNA processing. The transcript is spliced from 2 exons. Gene Ontology annotation, cellular component: cytosol. The record is from RefSeq and is a predicted model, not a curated record. NCBI's taxonomy places the organism in Eukaryota, Rhodophyta, Florideophyceae, Gigartinales, Gigartinaceae.